This is a messenger RNA of Meloidogyne enterolobii, 636 nucleotides long. NCBI's taxonomy places the organism in Eukaryota, Metazoa, Nematoda, Chromadorea, Rhabditida, Meloidogynidae. The record is from the annotation of a GenBank genome assembly.
AUGAAUGAUUCGUGUUAUUAUCACGAGCCUAAGGUUCAUGAUUAUGAAUUGUAUUAUCUACUGUCUAGUAUUAAUAUCUACCUUCUUUUACCUCUUUCACUCGUUGGCCUCUUUGCUAAUGGCUCAGCAUUAUUUUGCCUGUGUUCGCCCCCUAAAAUCGUUUCAGGUGUUCUUGUUUACCUUAAAGCUUUGCUUAUUCUCGAUCAUGUCUACAUUAUUGUUUCUUUGGCAAAUAGUAUGUUGCCUGAUUUUUGUGAUGGACAACAUUCUGUUGAGAAUACUUUUUAUGGUUUUUGCCUAUUUGAAGGGCGUUUUCUGCGCAAUAUUAUUCCAAGAAUGUAUCAAACUGUAGUUAUGCUACAUAUUUGGUAUCAAAUACAUAAUAGAGCCCAAAAAAUAAUUUUUGAAUUUAGGACGAUUGCAGCGUUGUCAGGUCACCGUUACUGGAAAAUUUCUCGCCCAGUAUCCGCUCGUUCAAACGACACAAUUUUUAGAGCAAGAGUCUUGUUAGCUAUUUUGUUUUUGGUAAUUAUUGCCUACAGGGUUCCAUCAUUCGUAGUUGAAUUGCAAUGGAAGUGGAAUCCUAUUGUACGAAUACAAAAAAGGCCUGAAAAGACGGAGGUAUCAAAGUAUUAA